UCUUUUUUUCUUUCUUUUUUCUGAAGAAUUAUAUAAUGUGGUUGUGGACAUGUCAUUUUCGUGCGCAACGAUGUAAGAUUCAAUUUCGCCGUAAAAUCGGAGAAGUCGAAGGCGCGAUUGAGAGCUCCGGAGUUAACUCCUGUUCCACCUGUACCCGCCAUUGAGUUUUUCGCGCGAAUUAGGAUUCAUGCAUGCAUUGUGCAUGGCAACAGAUACAAUUUGGUAACUAACAUUUUUCUUCUACCAUAUACCAUCGCCUUAAUCAAUAUAUUAAGUAAGUUGUUAAUCAUAUAGAAUAUAAUCCCACGAAGAUGACCCAAAUGCUCCUCAUUCUCAUCCUUUUCUCCACUUUUUCCCCCUUCUGUUCUCCCUUCGAUGGUGCCCGAGUCGAAAUCUAUCGCAUUGGCUCCAAGGGCGAGGUCACGGGGGCCGAGCUCGUCCGCCGCGAGCUCCAACGGGACAGGAUUCGGUUGGCCUGCUUCAGCGCCAAUGCCGCUGCCAACGUCAGAGUUCCCGUUCCCGUCCACGGGGCUGUCGGGGAGUACCUCAUCGACCUAUCGAUCGGUACCCCUCCGGUGACCUACACCGGGAUUGCCGAUACUGGCAGCGACCUCGUCUGGCUCAUGUGCCAGCCCUGCGAUCUAUGUUCCGAUUUUCUCACUCCUACCUACAAUUCCUCCGAAUCCUCCACCUUCACGGUGCCGCCGUGCGAUAGUCCCCUAUGCGAAAACCUCUUUGUCGAAAACUCCCAAGCCUCAUGUUAUCUGGGAAAUUGCCAUUACGAUUUCGGUUACGGUGAUAUUUACACACAAACAUACACAUCCGCCACGGGAGUUCUCGCAACUGAGACCUUCACAUUCCAAUCCUCCGACCCGGUCGCGGUACCCAACAUCGGUUUGGGCUGCGGCAACGCAAGCACUAUGUACUUCUUCAACUCCUCCGGCAUAGUCGGGCUCGGGAGGGGGAACUUGUCGUUGAUAUCUCAGUUGGGUGUCGGAAAGUUCUCCUACUGUCUCACUUCUUUUGUCGAUACUACGAGUGCUAGUCCACUUUUUCUCGGAUCACUGGCUAGUCUCAAUAGCAGUGCAACACUAUCCACUCCGUUUGUCUCAAACCCAAACCCUAACAACACCUACUAUUACCUAUCUUUGAAAGGUAUAUCACUAGGUUCUACCUUGGUUUCGAUCCCGUCGACGGCUUUCGCCUUGAAGCCGGACGGAAGCGGCGGUUUGAUCAUCGACUCCGGCACCACACUUACUCUUUUGGUCGACGAAGCGUAUCAACCCGUGACGCAGGCAAUCGAAUCAGUAGUGAACCUUCCGAUCGACGACGGUUCCGAUAUAGGGUACGAUCUAUGUUACACGUUGGAAGCCGGUUCGUCUCCUCCGCAAAUGCCGUCGAUGACGUUUCACUUCGAUGGCGCCGACAUGGAUUUGCCGGCGGAGAACUACAUGCGCCCGAUCCCUGAUCUAGAUUUGUGGUGCCUCGCAAUGGCGAGCUCGUCCGACGUAUCGGUGUUCGGCAACUUCAUGCAGCAGAAUAUGCACAUACUCUACGAUUUGGACAAUGAGGUGCUAUCUUUCCUGCCGGCUCAAUGCAACACACUUUGAGCUUGCUAGUCUAUCAUGGUUUGGUUCGCCAUUUAUCUUGUGUCGUACGUACGUAGUAUGUAUAAUUGUGGUGUCAAAACAAAGGCUAAUAAACCUAAGGCCUCUUUGGCUCGGUAAAA
Ananas comosus (pineapple) is the source of this 1729-nucleotide messenger RNA. RefSeq names its product aspartic proteinase nepenthesin-2-like. NCBI's taxonomy places the organism in Eukaryota, Viridiplantae, Streptophyta, Magnoliopsida, Poales, Bromeliaceae. The transcript has a single exon. Gene Ontology annotation, cellular component: extracellular region. The record is from RefSeq and is a predicted model, not a curated record. Gene Ontology annotation, molecular function: aspartic-type endopeptidase activity. Bases 312 to 1610 code for a protein of 432 amino acids. Gene Ontology annotation, biological process: proteolysis.